Molecule: messenger RNA, 450 nt
Organism: Cryptomeria japonica (Japanese cedar)
Lineage: Eukaryota; Viridiplantae; Streptophyta; Pinopsida; Cupressales; Cupressaceae
Product: peroxidase 25-like
Exons: 2
Coding region: 1-450 (149 amino acids)
Biological process (GO): response to oxidative stress
Cellular component (GO): plasmodesma; plant-type cell wall
Molecular function (GO): heme binding; peroxidase activity
Source: RefSeq, a predicted model, not a curated record
AUGGGAAAGCUGAGCAUAACUUCAUUCAGUCUGACUUUUCUUUAUAUGGUGGGUGCCUACGCGAGCGCUUUCUCUGGAAAGGAUUUAAGCCUCCCAACUCCAGUUGACGGUCUUUCGUGGACAUUUUACAGCACGAGUUGCCCAACGUUGGAGUUAAUCGUGAGAGAACUUAUUGAGUUUUAUCUGAAUCAAGAUAUCACGCAGGCGGCUGGCCUGCUUAGACUGCAUUUCCACGAAUGCUUCGUCCAGGGAUGCGGUGGUUCAGUUCUGUUGAACGGGACAACAAGCGAGAGGUUGGUUCCUCCAAAUGUAUCAUUGCGAGCAAUGGCCUUCACUAUCAUUAAUGGCAUAAAAGCGAGAGUGGAAGCCGCAUGCAGUGGAGUUGUGUCGUGCGCUGACAUCUUGGCUUUGGCUUCUUGUGACUCUGUCGACAAGGUCUGUAACCUCUAA